AUGUCGCUUGCUUCUGUGCGCAACAUGCGCUCACAAUGGUUUCCCCCAAAACCGAGCUUCACCGAGCAUACACUGCCGUCACAACUUGGCCGCGUUUUCAUCGUCACGGGUGGCAAUGCGGGCGUGGGCUACGAGCUUGUCAAGAUCCUAUACGCUACCGGUGCCACUAUCUAUAUGGCGUCGAGAUCCAAAGAACGAGCAGAGAAGGCCAUCGAAGCAAUCACCAGCGCCGCGCCCGAAAACCCCGGUAAUAUCAAAAUCCUCCUUCUCGACCUCAACGACCUCGAAAGUGUGAAGGCUGCCGCCGCAUCCUUUGCCCAGCAAGAAUCGAAACUAGACGUCCUGUGGAAUAAUGCUGGGACCGGCGCACUGGGAGUCGAGGUCGGCGCGCGAACAAAACAGGGCUUCGAAGCUAUGGUUGGCAUGCAUUGUAUCGCAGCGCAGCUCUUCACGCAACUCCUGGUUCCUCAACUACGUGCAGCUGUUGGUACCAACGCUCCGCGCGGUUCGGUGCGCGUUGUGUGGACCUCAAGCUUCCUGGGUGAUGCAUCCUCGCCCACCAACGGCAUCGACUUUAGCACUCUUGAAAAGGGCACCUCAGACCGCACUCGGAACUACGCUGUAUCGAAGAUCGGUAACUGGAUGCUAGGUCGCGAAAUGGCCACCCGGUAUCCCGAUAUCGUUUCUGUGACGCAGAAUCCUGGGAACCUCAAGGCUGGCUCAUACGCCGGGACGCCUGCCUUGGCCAUGUUCUUCAUCAAUCCGUUGCUCUACGAAGCCAAGUUUGGCGGAUAUACCGAGCUGUUUGCUGGUCUGUCACCAGAGAUAUCUCUCGAGAAUAAUGGCGCAUACGUGAUCCCUUGGGGACGGAUUCGUCAAGACUCGGACUGCCCGCGGAAGGACAUUAUCAAUGCGAUGAAGACCAGCGCAGACGGCGGUCUAGGAUACACUACGAAGUUUUGGGAUUGGUGUGAGGAGCAGUGGAGACCAUUUGUUUGA
Molecule: messenger RNA, 999 nt
Organism: Colletotrichum scovillei
Lineage: Eukaryota; Fungi; Ascomycota; Sordariomycetes; Glomerellales; Glomerellaceae
Exons: 2
Coding region: 1-999 (332 amino acids)
Source: RefSeq, a predicted model, not a curated record